AUGCCCCAGAACUACUGCGCCGUCGCGCGGUGUCCGUCCAGGGCAGUAUCGGACGUCGCGUACCACAAGUUUCCCGUCGACAGCCCCCAGCGGCAGCAGUGGAUCGACUUCGUUCGGUCGUCGGGACGGGGGCUCGCCUGGACUCCACGCAUAUCGAGCCGCGUCUGCUCGCGCCACUUCGCGCCCUCCUGCUACAGACACGACCCGGUCAGGCUGGCCCAGCUCGGCUUCCCGGUGAAGGGGCUACUCCUCGUGCCCGGAGCACUGCCGACCGUCUACCUCGGUGUGGACCACCGUGACCACCGUGGUGCGGACCUGCGCCCAGCUGGGGCAGCUGCCUCCACUGCGGAGCCGAUCGUCGAGCGUCCACGACUCGAGGUUUGUGUGGUAGCCGCGCAGUUUGCACGGUAUAGGGCGUUUGCGGGCUAG
Messenger RNA from Rhipicephalus microplus (southern cattle tick), 429 nucleotides. Its product is annotated as THAP domain-containing protein 10-like. NCBI's taxonomy places the organism in Eukaryota, Metazoa, Arthropoda, Arachnida, Ixodida, Ixodidae. The record is from RefSeq and is a predicted model, not a curated record.